CAACAGUCUGCCUCACAAAGAGUAUCGUUUCAUUUUGCAGAAUCUUCCAACGCUACUUUGUUGACCAACGCAGAAAAAAUUGCUACCAUUACAACUACGCAUACCCCUCAGCAGAUACCACAGGAGACCAGGAACAACACAAAACCAAAGCAGGAGUCCCAGUUCGAGUUCAAGCCACCCCCAGCUUCACAGCCGGACCAGGAUUUUUACACAGUUGAACUUGAAAGAGGAGCCAAAGGUUUUGGCUUUAGCCUGCGAGGCGGCCGAGAAUAUAACAUGGAUCUCUACGUGCUGCGGUUAGCGGAGGAUGGUCCUGCGGAGAGAUGUGGGAAAAUGAGGGUAUGUCUGGCCUGA
Molecule: messenger RNA, 354 nt
Organism: Sphaerodactylus townsendi
Lineage: Eukaryota; Metazoa; Chordata; Lepidosauria; Squamata; Sphaerodactylidae
Product: membrane-associated guanylate kinase, WW and PDZ domain-containing protein 1-like
Exons: 3
Biological process (GO): signal transduction
Cellular component (GO): cytoplasm
Molecular function (GO): protein binding
Source: RefSeq, a predicted model, not a curated record